AAACACCACGACUCCAAGUUUCAGUGGUCAGUAUUGGGAGUGGCUCGACCGGAUGAACAAGGACAUGGUGUACGGUGUUUGCGGCGGCGGUUCGGAGACCGGCUAUCAUCAGCCAUAUCCUUCGUCAGCUGAAUUGCAUCAAUACUACGCGCAUUGCCAAGCGUAUGAACAACCACAAGCGUAUUUAUCGCCUACACUAACGGCCUCUGAUGGCCACCAACACAGAUCACAACCACUGCAGGAUGGUCCGCCAUCGUACACAAGCCUCGACGACUACAGCGCCUACCAGCACAUGACGCAGCCUCCUCAGGCUUACGAUUAUGCCCAACCUAAUCCCUGUCCCCCAGGGGCAUAUCCUGGGUACCUUGAUCCCACUGCUCAGUAUAGACACGUUGGCAUGGGGCUAUAUCCCCAUCAUGAUGCUGUCAGGGAGUGCAGCAUGGCUAUGAUGGCAGGGGGUCCUCCUUUACCCCAUCAACAGCCCCAACAAAACGUUCCGACGUACAAGUGGAUGCAAGUUAAACGUAAUGUCCCCAAGCCAG
Hyalella azteca is the source of this 542-nucleotide messenger RNA. RefSeq names its product homeobox protein Hox-A1. The transcript has a single exon. The record is from RefSeq and is a predicted model, not a curated record. NCBI's taxonomy places the organism in Eukaryota, Metazoa, Arthropoda, Malacostraca, Amphipoda, Hyalellidae. The annotation marks the transcript as partial.